AUGUGGAUGGACGGGGCGCCGGACCCGUGCAUGCUGCUGGACCUCCCUCAGGGCGUCCUCCAGGACAUCGCUGACCGUCUGGAGCGCCCAGAGCGCAUUGCCUUCGCGAGCUGCUCCCGUCAGUGCAUGGCGCACGUCCUCGGGACGCCGCUUGCGUGUCUACGUAUCCCGCACUCGUGCACCGCCCUCCUGGACGAGGCACACCGGCAGCAGCUCGAGAGACUCCGGGAGGACUGGGCGGCAUGCGAGGGCGCGGUCGUUAGCGUGCAGGACGUCGGCGUCGGUAUCGAGCACCUCGACGCGCUGUACCGCGCGGCGGCCGAGCGGCCGCGCGACGCCGGGGCGAUGCUGCAGCUGCUCGUUGGCCGCGGACAUCAGCACGCUGUUCGGCGCCUCAAGCUCGCGUGUCACAACGUCGGCGUCGUGCCGGAGGGGCUCUCGCGCCUCCAGUGGCUCGAUCUGACGCAGUGCCACCUGCGUCCGGUCGGCUUCCUCCCGCCGAGCAGCCUCGCCAGUCUCCGCGUGUUGAAACUGAAUCGAACAUUGAUCACCGCGCUUCCGGAGGGCCUCGUCUCCCUGGAGCGCCUCGAGAUCUCCACGUGCAUCGACCUCCGCUUCCCGCUUCCGGAGUCGAGCACGCGGCGGCUGCGCUCCCUCGAGGCCAUGAGCAACCGCGUCACCAAGGUCGCGACGUCGGCGCCGGCGCUGGAGGAGCUGGACGUGUCGUACGUGUCGUGCUGCGCCGAGGACCCGGACUCCUGGAUCCCCGACGACGCGCGCGGCACGCUGCGCGUCCUGCGGAUGCUCGGCACGAACGGCGUCGCGCAGGUGCCGCGGGGCCUGCACAAGCUGGAGCGCCUGACCCUCGAGUGGAACGCCCACGUGGCGCCGCUGGACCCGGACGGAUGGCUGCCGGCGUCGAGCGUCGGAAACAUCCGCGUGCUCCGCGUCAGCGGCACCGGGUUCGUCCGAAUGCCGCCCGACAUGCAUCGCCUGGAGGUGCUGGAGGCCACCUACUGCACGAGGCUCGAGGAGCCGUGGCUGCCGCUGAGCUCGAGCAGGAGCAUCCGCGAGCUCAAGAUGACGGGCGCGAAGGUGUCCCAGGUGCCCGAGGGACUCGUGAGCCUCGCGACACUCGACGUGAGCUACUGCACCAACCUGCAAGCGGCACGGGACACGUGGCUCCCUGAGAGCUCCGGGCGGCGACUGACCACGCUGUGCAUGUGCUCGACGGACCUCAAGGCGGUUCCGGACCACCUGCGCGAGCUGCGCGUGCUGAACGCGGCGAUGUGCGAGCGGCUUGCGGGGCGCUGGCUGCCGCCUCGCGUCGGACGCCAGAUCCGGGUGCUGCUGCUGAGCCAGGCGCGCAUCACGCGGCUGCCGGGCGGGCUGGAGGCCCUGGAGGUGCUCGACGUGUCGCAUUGCAGGAAUCUCGACCGCAAUUGGUUGCCGCGGGACAGCAGAAGGCGGCUCAAGGUGCUCGAGGCGCACACGAGCAACCUUUCGAGACUCCCGGACGACCUGGAACACCUUGAGCAGCUCGAUCUGUCGUGGUGCAAGCUGGCGGAGAACUGGCUGCCGCCGGGCAGCCGCGGGAUGGUUGCGUCGCUGCGCGUGGCGGGCACGUGUGUCGAGCGCGUGCCCCCGGGGCUCGCGAACCUCACCAGGCUCGACGUGUGCCACUGCAACAAGCUCGAACCUGGGGCCUGGCUCCCGGCGUCGAGCGCGGAGCGGCUGCAGACGGUGUAUGCCUUCCGAACAGAUCUGACGCAAGAGGACGCGCCGACGCACGCGCAGGUCGUCCGCAAGGACACGCAGGGAAUAUUGAAGCUCUAG
Molecule: messenger RNA, 1836 nt
Organism: Pedinophyceae sp. YPF-701
Lineage: Eukaryota; Viridiplantae; Chlorophyta; Pedinophyceae
Source: the annotation of a GenBank genome assembly